AUGGCGGCCGAAGUUGGAAUGCGAGCGCGCUCCGUGGUGAGGACUGUCGUCCGGUGGAUGGCGCUGCUGCUGCUGCUGCAGUGCCUGGGCAGCCACCCCUCCUUCACCGUGGCGGGAAACGAGGGACACGUGGUCGUUAAAAUCAAGAAAUAUUUCAGCUUUCCCUAUUCGGAGCUUCGUCAUAACUAUUUCGGUUUGGCGAAUUACGGCUCGUCUUCGAGUGGCUGCGAAUUAAAUGGAGGCCUCCUUACUGCGGAUCAAACACCUGCUGCACAUGACUCCAUCACGAAUCACUUGAGGAAGGUGGGAGACGCUGCCAAGAGGCAGGUAUUCACGUACAUGGGCGGUGACGCCUACUACAGCUACUAUUGGGAGAAGGACUCUGACAAGGUGUGUGAUGUAGAUAAUAAAUACAAUUUGUUGAACUGCAUUUUUGAGUGGAAUCAGGGCGAGUUUGUGGACACGAAGGUGAAACACCGUGGUGUUCCGUUUUUCAGAGGUGCAAGGAACUCCCUCGAUGGCGUAGGCCCACUGAACGGGUACACGUCUUACUGGCGCGAAGGUUACCCUGCACACGGUCAAAUUUACUUAAUAUCUCGCCUGGAUCUGACGAAGGAAGGGUCCAAUGCAACGUGGUACGAUGGGGCAGUGCAUGCUGACGAUAACCCUGAUACGCCUAAUGAGGCAUUUGGCGUUGUAUGUGAGGUGCAAGACAGAAUCAUUACGACAACGACGACGACGACAUUGCCGCCGAAGGAGGUGGUGCCGUGGGUGCAGGAUAACUGGUACAUCAUUCUUAUUCUCGUAUUGCUGCCGCUUCUCGCUCUGAUUGCACUAAUUGUCAUCAUAUGUUGCUGUUGCUGUCGUCGUACCGGUGAUAAAUCCACGGGGACGGUGCCCAUGGAAUUACAGGAGGUGAGCGGCAAUGCGGUGUAUGGGACCCAACAGGGG
Molecule: messenger RNA, 951 nt
Organism: Trypanosoma rangeli
Lineage: Eukaryota; Euglenozoa; Kinetoplastea; Trypanosomatida; Trypanosomatidae
Exons: 1
Source: RefSeq, a predicted model, not a curated record